UAGUGAUUCAUGUUGAAGAGAUUAUCUGUUUAUUGUUUUAUCUGUUUUACAGCGUUAUAAUGGCGUACACGGCACACGGCUCUCGUAUGCAAAUGAAUAGGAUGGAUUCUACGUCGAGUAUUGUAUUACCCCGAGCGCAACGGAUCGUCAACGGCAACCGGAAAUAUUUACGGGACACCCUUCGGAGCACGGACGCCGCCCUAUCAUUAUCGGCCGCUUUGCCGGAUUUAUUGAAAGCGAUCCGGCACGUGCCAAAUGAUCAUUACGCCCCGGUCGUUAAGAGCCAGCACAUGCUCAUGUUUAUAUCGCGGCGCAUUUCCGCACUCGUCUCUCCCACAGAUCUGUCCGAGACUCGGCACGAGGGCAACCCAAAAUUUCCUCUAUCGACUGGCGCGAGUCCACGUAUGCCGUGCCGACGAAUGGCCUGUGCCAGCUGAUGAGGCGGAAGGCACGUAAAGAGAUAAAGCGGCGAAACGGAGGGACGAGACACAGAGGGAUGCCUGUGAUGGGAGGAGGAAGGCGAGCGGGAGGGUGGUAAGAAACGCGGAGUGGGAGAAGAACGGCGAGCGGGUACGGGGAGAAAGAGAGAGAGAGAGAGAGAGAGAAAUCAACUUUUAUUUGCCCGGAACGUCGUUAGGGGUAAGUGGAGGACCGAAGGGUGGCCGGACGUAAUGGCGCCCCUCAACCCAACCUCGGCUCUUGCCUUCCGGUAUCCGUAGCGUGUCUAUCGUGCUUCUUCAUCCCGCUCUCCCGGUCCACCUCGCUCCCCAUCUUCCUACUUUCCCCCUUUUUAUCUCUCGAUCUGAGAAGCACCCGCGUGUCUCUGUCCGCCUAUCUAUUGGCGAGUGUUCGGCCGUUAUCAAAUUGGCGAUGUCUCGGCCGGGAGUUUCACCGGAAGUGAAGCGUCGGAC
Molecule: messenger RNA, 911 nt
Organism: Temnothorax curvispinosus
Lineage: Eukaryota; Metazoa; Arthropoda; Insecta; Hymenoptera; Formicidae
Exons: 2
Coding region: 60-437 (125 amino acids)
Source: RefSeq, a predicted model, not a curated record